AACGCCACUGUAUGUCACUCCCCUGCCUCUUUGAAGCAAGUGGACAAUUGGAAGAGUUCAAAGGGCGCUGCAGAGUCUGGGCAGAGUCCAGAGCUCCUCUGGAGGCAAGGACCAACAUGCCCCUGGUCGCCCUUUAAGUGCCAUCAGUGGACAGGUGACAAGAAGGAAACUCGACCAACCAUGCUGACCACUGUGCUAAAACGCAAUCGCCUCCGGAUGGCGAGAGCCAAGUGCUGCGAAUGUGGAGCUUUGCUUUCCCAUCAGUACUACGAGAAGGAUGGUCGUCUCUACUGCAAAAAGGAUUACUGGGCCCACUUUGGGGAACUGUGCCAUGGCUGCUCAGAGCAGAUCACCAAAGGGCUUGUCAUGGUGGCUGGGGAGCAAAAAUAUCACCCUGAAUGCUUCAGCUGCCUGAACUGCCAGGUGUUCAUUGGCGAUGGAGAUACUUACGCGCUGGUGGAACGAUCCAAGCUGUACUGUGGGCACUGUUAUUACCAGAUGGUGGUGACACCCGUGAUGGAUCAGCUGCUUCCAGAAUCUCCCGGCACCCGGAUUCCACACACGGUUACCCUGGUGUCUAUUCCAGCAUGUUCCGAAAGCAAGCGAGGGUUUUCCGUCUCCAUUGACAAGCAUGGAGGUUCUGAGCACACACACACUGUGCGAGUUCGUGAAUUAGACCCAGACUGCAUAAGCCCCGAUAUGAAGAAUUCCAUCCAUGUUGGCGACCGCAUUCUGGAAAUCAAUGGCACACCAAUUCGUCAUGUCCCGCUGGAUGAGAUCGAUCUUCUAAUCCAAGAGACCAGUCGCCUGUUGCAGCUGACCAUUGAACACGACCCUCAUGAUAUCAUUGAAAGCAGCCCUCUCUCAGAGCUGCGCAGUCCCCUGCAUUCGCCCAGCCACACACCUUGCCCAGACCCUUCAGCCAUUCGCCAGCGCUCUGUCAUGAGGAGCUGUAGCAUUGAUAAGUCACCUUGUUCCAGCUCUCUGGGCUCCCCGUCCUCCCAAAGGAAAGAUAUUGGUCGCUCAGAAUCACUACGUGUUGUCUCCCGUCUUCAUCGCAUCUUCCGCCCUUCGGAUCUCAUUCAUGGCGAGGUGUUGGGCAAGGGCUGCUUCGGGCAAGCCAUUAAGGUGACCCAUCGGGAGACUGGAGAAGUGAUGGUCAUGAAGGAACUUAUCCGUUUUGAUGAGGAGACCCAAAGAACAUUUCUUAAAGAGGUGAAGGUAAUGCGCUGCCUGGAACAUCCCAAUGUGCUGAGGUUUAUUGGAGUCCUCUACAAAGACAAGAGGCUGAACUUCAUCACAGAGUACAUCAAGGGAGGCACCCUUCGUGGGAUCAUUAAGAGCAUGGAUAGUCAGUAUCCUUGGAGCCAGCGGGUCAGUUUUGCAAAAGACAUCGCUUCAGGGAUGGCUUAUCUCCAUUCUAUGAAUAUCAUUCACAGGGACCUCAAUACACACAACUGCCUUGUGCGAGAAAACAAAAGUGUGGUAGUGGCCGAUUUUGGCCUUGCUCGGCUGAUGGUGGAUGAGAAAAACCAGCUAGCAACCCUGAAGAAACCUGACCGAAGGAAACGGUACACUGUGGUGGGCAACCCUUACUGGAUGGCUCCCGAGAUGAUCAAUGGGAGAAGUUAUGAUGAGAAAGUGGACAUCUUCUCUUUUGGCAUCAUCCUUUGUGAGAUUAUUGGAAGAGUCAGCGCUGACCCUGAUUACCUGCCUCGAACCUUGGAUUUUGGCCUCAAUGUGCGAGGCUUCCUGGACCGCUACUGUCCUCCCAGUUGUCCUCCUAGCUUCUUUCCUAUCGCUGUUUGUUGCUGUGAUUUGGAUCCUGAGAAACGGCCUUCCUUCAGUCGAUUGGAGCAGUGGCUGGAAGCUCUCCGCAUGCACUUGGCUAUGCAACUUCCCCUGAGUCCACAGCUGGAGCAAUUGGACCGGGCCUUCUGGGAGACACACCGGCGAGCUGAGAGUGGACUGUGUGCACACGUUGAAGUGUCUGAAUGAGUACAGCAGGGGCAGGCAAGCAGCCCCAAGCCUGCAUGUCUCUGUAUGAGCUGGGCUGAGGAAAAGCUUCUUUUGCUGAGUCCUGCCACCAGCUGCACGCAGCUCACCAGCUAAGAGCUGGUUUUUGAAGAAAAAAAAACCCACUGGGAGCUGGUUCUCCCUGCUUCCUUCCUUGGGGGGAUGAGUUCUGUGCCUGGCUUGCACAGGGAUGGUCUGGGGCAGCCUGGGUUCUUGUAAAUACUCCUUGUGAAUACGUCCUCCUCCUUGCGCAUCCCACAAAGUGGAGGAGAAGUGAGGGAUCCUUGACUUUCUCCUUUCACGUUUUGUGGUUGCAAAAAGCUUUGCACGCCCCACUGAGCACAUAAGCUUCUGUCAACAGCUGGCAGCUACUCACAAGCUGGCAUUAAGGUGGGGGCUGCUACCCUGUCCCCCAAAUACACCUCUACAGAUCCUCUUUAAAAACCUUUGUCCUAUCAAGUGGUGCCUUGGGUUUAUGUGGACUUGCGUACUUGGAUUCUCUGAGCCCCACUUCGUUGUUCUGCGAAUAGGCCACGGGGGUUCUAUGCGUGUGCUUAGCAUGUGCUUAGUCUUUCCUUGGAAGUUGCAAGACUGAGAGAUCUGUGCAGAUGUUUGGUCUCUGUUCCCUGGAGCCAGUGUCUUGACUACAUUCACACAACAUGUUUUGCCCAGUCGGUUGAAGAUUGCAUUUGCACAAUAUAUUGAGCUUAUUGUUACUCUUAACCUUGGUUAGGAUUUUAUUUUUUUGUAUAGCUUAGCCUGUUAUGCAAACCCAGCCUAUUUGAUUCAUUUGAAGUUGAUAUAUCAUGCAAAUCCACACACACACACAAAUAGCUCAAUCCGGUAACCAGGUGAAAUGUGUUAUGUGAAUGUAGCUCUGUCAAUACCCAUGUGUGCUGUGUGCAUGUUUCACUGUGUGCACACCUUAGCUUCUUCCUUCCUUCUGUUCCAACCAUGUUUGGCAGAAGUACAUAAAGUCCAAAGCUGCUUUUUUUUGUGUGUGAAAAACUAUUUCCUAAGUAGGCAGUUUGCCCCAGAGAGAAGCUAUGUAAGAUAGAGCUGAAACUGUCUCCACUUACCUCUGCUCCAAAUUACCACCCUUUUUAAACUGCUUGCCUACUCUGGAGAUCCAAAUGUGUGUUAAGAUUUUGUUGCAAGAUUUAAUGUAGGCGUGCACAUGCAUACACCCAUGUGCUGUUAAGCCCUUGAAAAAGCAGUCUGGAUUUCUAGAAGGACAGGAAGAGAAGGAAACAACUAAGUCACCCUUCUAAAGGGAGAUAUUUGCACAUCGCUUGAAAAUCUAGCCAACUCUUUCCAGGUUCAGGAUAGAACCAUGGGAUGUACACUCAUCCCAGCCUUCCUCAGACUAGGACCAGGCAGAUUUAUUUUUCACUACAACUCCCAGAACUCCUCAGGCAACAUGGCUUUCAGAACUGUGCAACUCCCAGAAUUCUUAGCCCGUGGUCUGGAGGCCAGGCGAACAAAGGAAUUCUGGGAGUUGCAGUUCCAACCCAUCUGGAAAGUAUUAGAUUGGAGAAGAAUGAGCCAAUCUAUGCACCAGGAUCAACAAUAAGAUAGCAUUAUUUGGACCCUCAUCUGGAAAUGGGCAGCAAGUAUUUUCCAUCUGGGUGAUCAGCAUAGCAGAAAGGAGCCUUCAGAGGAAGACCAGCUAAAUUCAUCUCAUCCAAGGAUCCUCACAACUUAAAGAGAUAUUUUUUGACUUACCCUUAUGGGUUGUGGGGGUACAUGACUAAAUGACCUCUUGUGCCAAAAAAUCCCCCUGCGUAUUAAAACCCUGUAUGUCAUAGGCAGGAGAACAGAUCCUGCUUUUUCCUUCUCUCUCAAGCUUUUUGUGGACAUGAAGGAGCCACUCAGAUCUGCUAUUUGGAAAAAGGCACGUUCCUGUAUUAUUUAGUGUAACACCAGGAGAUUGACUUGAUAAGUCUUUAGAAGGCAAAAAAUGGAGCUUUUUCAGUUCCUGGGAGUGCAUUUGUAAGUACCUGAACCAUGAAAGACUUC
Notechis scutatus (mainland tiger snake) is the source of this 4035-nucleotide messenger RNA. RefSeq names its product LIM domain kinase 1 (gene LIMK1). NCBI's taxonomy places the organism in Eukaryota, Metazoa, Chordata, Lepidosauria, Squamata, Elapidae. Gene Ontology annotation, cellular component: cytoplasm; nucleus; neuron projection. Gene Ontology annotation, molecular function: ATP binding; protein serine/threonine kinase activity; protein binding. Gene Ontology annotation, biological process: actin cytoskeleton organization; protein phosphorylation; positive regulation of stress fiber assembly. The record is from RefSeq and is a predicted model, not a curated record.